AUGUUCAUAGUGAGUCUAAAAUAAACCAGUAACCACUUGGAUCAGUGUAAGAGUUUGAAUUUGUCUUUAUAUUUCAGUUAGUAAAUUUCUUCUCUCUUCCUUAUCCAUUAUCACAUAUUCAUUUAUAUAUUUGCAUUCUUCAUUUGCAUAUUCAUUUUCCCAGCUCAUGUUCCCAUUUCAUUCACCUUCUUACAGCACAGUCUUUCAGUUGCACUACUAGCUGCCACACCUUAUUUUCCUCUCUCUCCUGCAAACCCAUUCCCUUUGUUGUCUUCUCAUUUUCUAUGCAUGGUUGCCUUUUCCUGCCCUAGCAACAUGCACUUUCUCUUCUCUCAUUCGUUCUCUUUGCCUCUCACCUUUGAUCUAUCUAGCCUGUUCACCUCAUUGGUUUCUCUUAUCACAUGACUUUCCCCUGAUUGGUUUAUUUUGUUAUGAUGCCUGAUUUGUACUAAGAGACAUGUUAUAAUUUUGUAUAUUAAAGUGAGUUGGUCGAUGAUUGAUUUUGGUUAGCUAUAAUUUCCCUCGGUUUUAACACGUUACAAUUGGUGGCCGCGGUGUUUCUGUGUUUUAUCCAGAUUAUUUCGGACCAAUUUCGCCAUGUCGUGUUUUCAUAUCUUUGCUGCUGUUUGCCUGUACCUUGCUUCUGUUUUCACCCUCCUUCAGCAAGCUUGGUGCUAAUUAGCAAGCUAUAUCAUCAUACAUCCUCUUCUUCAACUUCAAGCUCGCCGUAGUUCUACAAUUAUUUUGAGUGAUCAUCCAGGAACCACCAAACGAAGAUGUAAGAUCCAAGGUUCAAGAAAAAAAGGAUGCCCUGCUCAGAUCAUCAUGAAGGAAGUCCUUAGAUUUCCUCAAUUUCAGUUGAAUAAAGAAGAAGCUAGUAGGUACGAGAGGCGAUAAGAAGUAGCACACAGUUAGUGACUGAACAUCGAAUCUACAUCUGUGCCUAAAGAUGAAGAUCACAAGAAUAAACAUCCUAUUGGAAUGCUCACCAGGUUUCUUAAUCCUCUAAAUAAGGAUCUCAUAACUAAAGUUCAAGAACUGGUUGGCCAUGGUGUGACCAAUGUGAAGGAGAUGAAGCGGCACCUGAAAGUCUUUGUUGACACCAUUCUCUUCCCAAACCCAAAGUCUAGACCAACUUCAAAUGAUAUGGUUUACUAUCCGAGUGACCUAUGUGUUCGUAACCACAUCUAUGCUGCUCGCAUGAAACUAAGAGUAUGAAAGCAGAUAGUCUGAAGGAUAGACUAGAGGAAUCAGAGAUGCUUAUGAAAGAGAUGUCUCUGAGUUGGGAAGAGAAACUUGUCAACACAGAAAGAAUACACAAAGAGAGGCAAGCAGCACUAGAACAGAUGGGUAUCUCAGUGCAGACAUCAGGGAUCAAAGUAGAGAGGAAUAAAUGUUUCCUGGUCAAUCUCAACGCUGACCCUUCACUCAACGAACUGUUUGUCUACUACCUCAAGGAUCACAAUGUAGCUGGGAGGGCUGAUGAGGAGACACAAACAGAUAUCCAGCUAAAUGGGCUUGGUAUCAUGCCUAGACAUUGUACCAUUGAUGUAGAGAAUGACAUAGAUGUCUACAUCUCACCAUGUGAAAAUGCCAAGGUAUAUGUCAAUGGAAGUGCUGUGACAAGUAAGACAUCGUUGAGGCAUGGAGACAGGAUACUUCUAGGCAACUAUCAUUUCUUAAGGAUAAACUGUCCAAGAGCUCCUGGAGUUGGAUCAAGUGGAACAACAACCCCUGAGCCUGUGGCCCAGCCAGUGACAGAAAGCUUUGACUUUGAUUAUGCACAGAAUGAAGUCAUGAUGCAAGAACUACACAAUGACCCUGUACAAGCUGCCAUGAAGCUCAUAGAAGUCCAGCACCAGAAGGACAAAGAUAGCGCCCUUUUCAAGCAGCGGGAGGCUUACGAGCAGGAGCUGGCCGCACUGAAGCAACAGCUGGUUCCCAAGAACUCCUCAGGUCACCACCAACCCAACAGCAGACAGGAGGAUAGGAGGAUAGAAGAUGAAGGGACCCAGAGCCAGAGCGGUGAUGGGUCAUCGUUAGGGAUAGGGUCGUCGCUAGGGGUGGAGCCUUAUGAGGAAUGGAGCGAAGACAGGGAUGAUAUGUUCAGACAGAGUCUUGCCAAGCUGAGAGAAGACGUUGUCAAGGCAAACGCCCUGAUCAGAGAGGCCAACUUCCUGGGGGAGGAAAUGGGCAAACAGACAGAGUUCAGAGUCACACUACAGAUACCUGUCUGUAACCUUACUCCAAAUAGAAAGAGAGGAGCCAUAGUGAGUGAGCCGGCCAUUCAGGUGAAGCGUAAGGACAGAGGAACACAGAUCUGGUCUGUGGAGAAGCUCAAGAAUAAGAUCAUUGAUAUGCGUGACAUGUACAACGAUAGGAAAGACAAAGGCAUUCCUCUAAAGGUACUCAAAACUUGAUCAAGAGAACCUCCAGAUGCAGGUAAAGCAAUGGGCAGAACAGAAUCCACAGGACAGGUUCGAACUCAACCUAGCAUCUUCAGCUCCCUCUGGAGAAUUAGACUCUAUGCAAAACAAUACUGAGGUAUCCAUGGAGCAAGAUUGGGAAGAGGAUGAGGAAGUUCUCCCAUUGCCUGAACACUCUGCAUCAUCAAAUUUCUUCUUCUGCCACCAAACAGAGUUUCAAGUCAUCUCUUACACAGGUUAAAGGUAUGGAAACACCUUGUGCCUUUUGGAUGCAACGUAUCGCACCACGAAGUACGCACUACCCUUGUUCUUUUUGGCGGUGAAAA
This is a messenger RNA of Strongylocentrotus purpuratus (purple sea urchin), 2752 nucleotides long. RefSeq names its product kinesin-like protein KIF13A. Gene Ontology annotation, molecular function: cell adhesion molecule binding. Gene Ontology annotation, biological process: regulation of protein localization. The transcript has 14 exons. Bases 1215 to 2420 code for a protein of 401 amino acids. Lineage: Eukaryota; Metazoa; Echinodermata; Echinoidea; Camarodonta; Strongylocentrotidae. Gene Ontology annotation, cellular component: adherens junction. The record is from RefSeq and is a predicted model, not a curated record.